AUCACCCAGUUCCUCCUCCUGGCAUUUGCAGACAGACGGGAGCUGCAGCUCCUGCACUUCUGGCUCUUCCUGGGCAUCUACCUGGCUGCCCUCCUGGGAAACGGCCUCAUCAUCACCGCCAUCGCCUGCGACCACCACCUCCACACCCCCAUGUACUUCUUCCUCCUCAACCUCUCCCUCCUCGACCUGGGAUCCAUCUCCACCACUCUCCCCAAAGCCAUGGUAAAUUCCCUCUGGGACACCAGGGACAUCUCUUACUUGGGAUGUGCUGCACAGCUCUUUUUCUUUGUCUUCUUGAUAACAGUAGAGUUUUCUCUUCUCACUAUCAUGGCCUAUGACCGCUAUGUUGCCAUCUGCCAACCCCUGCACUACGGGACCCUCCUGGGCAGCAGAGCUUGUGUCCACAUGGCAGCAGCUGCCUGGGGGACUGCAUUGCUUUAUUCUCUCCUACACACUGCCAACACAUUUUCCCUACCCCUCUGCGGAGGCAAUGCUGUGGACCAGUUCUUCUGUGAAAUCCCCCAUAUCCUCAAGCUCUCCUGCUCAGGAUCCCACCUCAGGGAAGUUGUGAUUAUUGUGCUUAGUGUCUGUUUAGCUUUUGGGUGUUUUGUUUUCAUUCUUUUCUCCUAUGUGCAGAUCUUCAGGGCCGUGCUGAGGAUCCCCUCUGAGCAGGGACGGCACAAAGCCUUUUCCACGUGCCUCCCUCACCUGGCCGUGGUCUCCCUCUUUAUCAGCACUUCAUUUUUUGCCUACCUGAAGCCCCUCUCCAUCUCUUCCCCAUCCCUGGACCUGGUGGUGUCGUUUCUGUACUCGGUGGUGUCUCCAGCAAUGAAUCCCCUCAUCUACAGCAUGAGGAACCAGGAAAUCAAGGAUCAAGUUUUCAUCAGAGAAGGCAGUGCUAACCAUUCAUUGCCUUCUUCUCCUUGGGCAGGCCCUCAUUACUCAAAGAUGAAGCAAAUGUCCAACAGCAGCUCAGUAACUGAAUUUCUCCUCCUGGCAUUUGCAGACAGACGGGAGCUGCAGCUCCUGCACUUCUGGCUCUUCCUGGGCAUCUACCUGGCUGCCCUCCUGGGAAACGGCCUCAUCAUCACCGCCAUCGCCUGCGACCACCACCUCCACACCCCCAUGUACUUCUUCCUCCUCAACCUCUCCCUCCUCGACCUGGGCUCCAUCUCCACCACUCUCCCCAAAGCCAUGAGCAAUUGUAUCUGGGACAUCAGGGACAUCUCCUAUGCAGGAUGUGCUGCACAAAUAUUUCUGUUUCUAUUUUUUAUAUCAUCAGAGUACUUCCUUCUCACCAUCAUGGCCUAUGACCGCUAUGUUGCCAUCUGCCAACCCCUGCACUACGGGACCCUCCUGGGCAGCAGAGCUUGUGUCCACAUGGCAGCAGCUGCCUGGGGCACUGGGCUGCUCUAUUCUCUCCUGCACAUGGCCAACACAUUUUCCCUACCACUCUGCCAAGGCAAUUCCAUAGACCAGUUCUUCUGUGAAAUCCCCAAGAUCCUCAAGCUCUCCUGCUCACACUCUUACCUGAGGGAAGUUGGGGUUCUUGCGGCUAGUGCCUGCUUAGGAUUUGGGUGCUUUGUUUUCAUUCUUUUUUCCUAUGUGCAGAUCUUCAGGGCUGUGCUGAGGAUCCCCUCUGAGCAGGGACGGCAAAAAGCCUUCUCCACAUGCCUCCCUCACCUGGCCGUGGUCUCCCUGUUUAUCAGCACUGCCAUCUUUGCCUACCUGAAGCCCCCCUCCAUCUCUUCCCCAUCCCUGGACCUGGUGGUGUCAUUUCUGUACUCGGUGGUGCCUCCAGAAGUGAACCCCCUCAUCUACAGUAUGAGGAACAAGGAGAUCAAGGAUGCCCUGAGGAAACUUGUAACAGGAUGA
Molecule: messenger RNA, 1875 nt
Organism: Tyto alba (common barn owl)
Lineage: Eukaryota; Metazoa; Chordata; Aves; Strigiformes; Tytonidae
Exons: 2
Biological process (GO): G protein-coupled receptor signaling pathway
Cellular component (GO): membrane
Molecular function (GO): olfactory receptor activity; G protein-coupled receptor activity
Source: RefSeq, a predicted model, not a curated record